CUAACCAGCGCUGUGUAUAACGUGCGAUGGAUUUCGAGAUAGUGAGAUCUUCUGUGCUGAAAUUGGUUCAAGAAUCAAAAAACAAAGGGAACUUUUCCCUGAACCGUUUGGCUGAACAUGUAUAUUCUAUGUUACAAUCCGAGUUAUUGGUCAGAUGUUAUGAUAUUGUAAACAUUGUUAAUCGUCCUUCUAUUUUGGACGAGUUGGACAGUUACAUACCUUAUGCGAACAUCAAUGAAGUUCAAACAGGCUUACCUCCAUUCUCAAUGGAUCAACUUAAAAAAAGAAUCACUGGCUUACAUUUACCGUACGGUACAGGUAUAUUCACUAUCCAGUUGCCUGAUUAUCAACCUCGAUUUGGAUAUCGAAGGUCAGGUAUUGUUCUUCGGCAAGCAGUUAUUAAAGGGGAAGUGGAAAAUUUAUUUGUUUCAGGAGUUGAACAUGGCAGUCCAGCAAGCAAUUUAUUGUACGAUUUGAAUGUUGCCAAUUAAAUAAACAAAUGAUAACUUAUUUAAAUGACUAACAAUAAUUAAUUAAUCGCUUUCAACAACUUUACAUUCAAAUAGAAUGAUCAUAAAAUUAGAAAACAGAAUUUCCAAGAGUCAGAUCAAUGGUUUCAGUUUAUUGUUUAAAUAUCUUAACAAUAUUUAAUUUCAUAGAUAUUAUAUUCAAUCAAGAUAUGUGUUACAUCCAAAGGAGAAUAAAUGAAUGGACUAAUAAUAUUAUACGUAUAUUCCUAUUGUAUGACUAUUAAGUAACUGCAUUACAUGCAUAUUCAUAUUCCUUCCAUAAUAAGCUUUUAUUUGACGUGUUGAUUAUUAUCAUCAUACUAUUUACCAUUCUUGUGAUAUUCCCGAUUUAUAAAUAUUGUUUCCUCACAGUCAGCCACUUUUGGCUUGAUCUUGUACAAAUGUUAUUUUUUACUUUAUGAUGUGAUGUGGUCUGAUUUUACUUGUAUAUAUUAACCAUGUAUGUUUGAAAUAUAUAAUUCGU
Schistosoma spindalis is the source of this 993-nucleotide messenger RNA. The record is from the annotation of a GenBank genome assembly. NCBI's taxonomy places the organism in Eukaryota, Metazoa, Platyhelminthes, Trematoda, Strigeidida, Schistosomatidae.